Paraphaeosphaeria sporulosa is the source of this 756-nucleotide messenger RNA. RefSeq lists its product as uncharacterized. The coding region runs from base 1 to 756 and encodes 251 amino acids. The transcript has 5 exons. NCBI's taxonomy places the organism in Eukaryota, Fungi, Ascomycota, Dothideomycetes, Pleosporales, Didymosphaeriaceae. The record is from RefSeq and is a predicted model, not a curated record.
AUGGCGCGUACUAUUGACCUCGCACCCGAGGAGCAGUCUCCGACCGUCUGGUCCCUCCGGCGCAUGACCCGCUGCGAUCUCGUUUCGCUUGUGCAUACAGCUGACUUUGGCACUGUUGGCGACUGCGAACUUCUGCUUGACCGGGGAAAUGCAGAGUUCGGCUUGCUCUACCCGAUCCUCAUCGACGAUUCUAUCUCGGUUGCGGCCCAGGACGACAAUGGCAAGCCAGUGUACUUCAAGGCCUCGGAAGCACUCGCAUUGGUCAACUACCAAAUUGAGAUGGAGUUCGAGGACGUUGUCGAGGCCCAGAGCUUCCUUGCCGCGCUCAAGGCUCCCGCGACGGCUGCCUUGACGUUCUAUGAGGCGCCUGUUCUCAACGUCUUCAUGAAGGACAGUUUUCGCAUCACGCAGUUGGCUGCAUAUUGCGCGCAAGCCGAUCCUAGCUGGUGCAUAGCGGUCGAUCCCAUGGCCGAGAUGAGCAGAGCGUCUGGUCCGACCCCACCGAGGGGUUGGAUCUCUCAAUCCGCGUAUGGUACUAAAACCGUAACUGGUGAGGCGGUGCGCAUAACAGAGAUAAUAAGAAAUUAUAGUCUUGUUCUCCUUGACAUACACGGCGCAUCCGCUCUACAAAGGACUGAAAGACCCGAGAUAGCCUCAACAGGUCUCAAAGCGCACGAAGAGUUUCUAUAUGCCUUCUCCGGACUAAAAGUUACGAGACAAAGACGUAUGUGUCCCUGCGGUCAAGAAGUCGAUUAA